UGUCGUCUGCUCCGGAUUUCGGCGGGCAUCACGUGACUGCGGACAUUCUCCGGAAGCGUUUCCGCAGGCAGACACGGACAGACGGAUAGGUGAGAUCGCCGAAGUGAUCGCGAAACUGAUCGCGAAAAUAUUUUUGAAUUUGGGGACGUGUACUGAUGGUACCUGAAAUGUACGAAGGCUCGAAGGAGACGGAACGAUGUGGACUUAUAAAUCGGGGCCGCUCACGAAGAAGCGAUUAGAGUUCGCACCAUCACCUCUUCUGUCAAGCGGUGCACGCAGAUCGAAAAGAUGCCACGAAAAAAUCUACCGCCGUCACUUUACCACAUCUGUUUGCACGCGGUGACGGCCCACAUGGACGAUAUUUUUUCCGAGAACGAAAACGCUUUCCAGGGCCUGCCAGCUGCGAUCAACGAGGAUAUUCUUCACAUCCUACAGUCCUUGAAGCCAGCCGCGUCCGCGUUCUACUACAUUUGCUGCAUUCUACGAACAGCGCAACUCCGAAAGGUGAACGUGAGCCUAAUCGACAGCGAUGCUGCGAAGCAUUCUCGCUUGCCCCAAAUCUUGCUGAACAUGAAGCAACAUUUGCUCCAGGAACUUUCCCUCGGAGGAGCCCACUUAGAAGACGACGUUCAGCUUGUGACCGUUAUCUCAGGCUUUUACAAGCUUCGCGUUCUACGUCUGCUCUUACCUAACAUCACGGAUUGUCUUGUCACAGCUAUCGCCAGUUACUGUCUUUGUCUCGAAGAAUUAGUGUUGUAUGGUGAGCGCGUCACAGACGGCAGUGUGCAACUCCUCGUCAGGUGCAGCAAACUCAAGGUCUUGAAACUCGAAAGUGAUCGCAGCUUUCGUCCACAGACUUCCCCUCUGACCUCGUUCAAACUUCUCAGCGAGCUUAAAAACCUUCGGAGAGCGAAGCUUCCUUAUCUCAGCGAAGCGUUGCACUGCUUUUCUGUCGGAACCAAGCUUCUGUUGACGGAAUAUCAGAACACGGACGAUGCAAUACCCACGGAAGAUGGUCUCCUCCACGUCUGUCAGGUGUGCCCGCACUUGAACAAGGUGAACCUCGUUCUCCGAGGGCAUGAAGAUCUGUCUCCGCUUCAGUGGCUCCGUUCCCUCGGCACACUGUCCCUCAAAGUACUGGACAGUCAUUCUGGAGCAUUUUUUCGCGUCCAGAUCCAGCCCCUCUUGUGCGUAAUUGGAAGUAAUUUAACCAGCCUUUCCCUCUGCCUGUCCGUUUUGGAUCUUGGGGUUAUUAGCAGGUUUUGUUCCGGACUUAAAGAAUUGGAAAUAGUGAAUCUCCGUAGGAUCUUCUGGGGUUCCUAUACGCAAGCGAUUUUUCCCGCUUUGAAAAGUUUCAAGUUCUUCCUCGAUGUGGACAACACUGUCACAUCGGACGACCUCUCGCAACUGCUGCGGGGGAGUCGAAACUUGAGAGAACUGAGCCUGGGCUGGUGCCGACUGACUGACGACGCCCUCAAGGCGUUAGUGGAUUGUGGUGCUCUUUUAAGGUUGAGAGUCUUCGAGAUGAGCGAGGUGGAAGACAUCACCUCGGCAGGGCUGAGGCGCCUGGUGGAGGUCGAGAGUGAUCUGACUAUGUUGACAGUGUUUGGGUGCGAUCGUGUGUCCCGGCGCGAUAUAUCUGCUCUCAGGGAUUAUGUGAAUGAGAAAAACUAUGCUUUGACCAUAAAGCACCAUAUGUGAUGUGCUGUGUCUACCUGACCAGUGCCAAGUUCGAUCUGAUAUGUGGAAAGUACUCAAUAGUUUUUACAAUACAUUUGCACAUUCCUGUACAGAAAGCUUCACUAGGAUCGUGCAAUUUUGGCGCUGACUUUCCAGUACCACAGUAUUUCUAAUGUAGCUAUGGAGAGCCAAGCUCACUGUAAUGUGUGUUGAGCUUUUGACGGGUAAUUAGUUGCAUAAUCAUAGUUAAGACCCCUGCAAAAUCUCUUCUUUCUCCAAAAUGCUGCAGUUCUUUUCUUGACUUCUUGUUCCGACGACGCAGUUACAUACAUAGAUACAUACGCAGAUACAUAGGGGGUGGGGUACUGAUUGUGGAACCUAAGAAUGCAGUCUGCCACCAGAGCAAACAUCAAUACCAAUAAAGUCUUGCUUUGAAGCUUU
This is a messenger RNA of Ornithodoros turicata, 2121 nucleotides long. RefSeq lists its product as uncharacterized. Gene Ontology annotation, biological process: SCF-dependent proteasomal ubiquitin-dependent protein catabolic process. NCBI's taxonomy places the organism in Eukaryota, Metazoa, Arthropoda, Arachnida, Ixodida, Argasidae. Gene Ontology annotation, cellular component: SCF ubiquitin ligase complex. The transcript has a single exon. Bases 289 to 1701 code for a protein of 470 amino acids. The record is from RefSeq and is a predicted model, not a curated record.